AUGUAGAAAAAUUGGGGAUUCAAAACAGGUUGUUUAACAAUUGCAUCUGGUAUAAUUAUCGCAGCUGCUGGUGGACACAAGCCGUGGCCAAUUGAGCAAAAACUAAUCUUCGAUAGAGGGUUGACGUUCCAUUUCUUAAAUGGGAUUGGAAUGAUUAUAUCAUCAGUUCAAGGUGUUAACAUAUUGCCAUUUUCCCUAUUUGGAACUGGAGUCUUGCUUUUCUGUGGUCCUCUUUAUCACAAAAGCUUCACUGGGAAAAAGACAUUGUCAAAUUACUUACCCCCAUUUGGAGGUUUUGCCAUGAUCUUUGGUUGGUUAGUGUUAGCCUUAAAAAAGUGA
Messenger RNA from Paramecium tetraurelia, 339 nucleotides. RefSeq lists its product as uncharacterized. Lineage: Eukaryota; Ciliophora; Oligohymenophorea; Peniculida; Parameciidae. The transcript is spliced from 2 exons. The record is from RefSeq and is a predicted model, not a curated record.